Molecule: messenger RNA, 1659 nt
Organism: Triticum aestivum (bread wheat)
Lineage: Eukaryota; Viridiplantae; Streptophyta; Magnoliopsida; Poales; Poaceae
Product: heat shock cognate 70 kDa protein-like
Exons: 4
Coding region: 1-1659 (552 amino acids)
Molecular function (GO): ATP binding; ATP-dependent protein folding chaperone
Source: RefSeq, a predicted model, not a curated record
AUGGCAGCAGGCACGAAGGACGACGGGCCAGCGAUCGGCAUCGACCUCGGGACGACCUACUCCUGCGUGGCCGUGUGGCGGCCGGUGCACCAGCGCGUGGAGGUCAUCGCCAACGACCAGGGCAACCUCACCACGCCUUCCUGCGUCGCCUUCACCGAGACCUGGCGACUCAUCGGCGACGCGGCCAUGAACCAGGCUGCCAUGAAUCCCGUCAACACCGUCUUCGAUGCGAAGCGUCUGAUCGGUCGACGAUUCAGUGAAGAGUCCGUGCAAGGAGAUAUGAAGUUGUGGCCAUUCAAAGUCAUUUCAGGCCGCAGUGGUCGCCCGAUGAUCGUGGUGAAGUACAGGGGUGAGGAGAAGCAGUUUGCGGCUGAAGAAAUCUCGUCCAUGGAGCUUGUUAAGAUGAGGGAGACAGCCGAGGCCUACCUUGGCACCACGGUGAAGGAUGCUGUCAUCACCGUCCCAGUCUACUUCAACGACUCGCAGCGCCCACUACUACAAAAACAGCUAUGCGCCAUCGCUGGCCUCAACGUCACACGCAUCAUCAACGAGCCCUCCGCUGCUGCCAUCGCCUAUGGUCUUGGCAAUACUUCUGCUUAUGGCGGAGCAAAGACGGUGCUCACAUUUGAUUUUGGUGGUGGUACCUUGGAUAUCUCUGUCGUCAACAUCGACGAAGGCACAUUUACAGUUAAGGCCACCUCUGGUGACACCCACCUUGGAGGGGAGGAUAUCAACAACCGGAUGGCGGAGCACUUCGUUCAGGAUUUCUUCAAGAAACACAAGAGUGACCUCAGAAGCAGCCCGAAGGCACUUAUGCGGCUUAGGAUGGCCUGCGAGAGGGCCAAGAGGAUGCUGUCUUCCACGGCGCAGGCCAAGUUUGAGAUCGACUCACUCCACAACGGCAUUGACUUCUGUGGGACCAUCACCCGGGCGCGUUUCGAGGAGCUCAACUUGGACCUCUUCAGCAAGUGCAUUAUGCAUGUGGCGAAGUGCCUUGGCGAUGCUGAGAUGGACAAGUCACAGGUCCACGACGUCGUGCUCGUGGGUGGCUCCACCAAGAUCCCCAAGGUGCAGCAGAUGCUGCAGGAUUUCUUUGACGGGAAGAAGCUCUGCAAGAAAAUUAAUCCGGACGAGGGCGUCGCCUACGGCGCUGCUGUUCAGGCCGCCAUCCUCAACGGCGAGUACAACCAGGAGGAGCAGGACUUUCUCCUGCUUGACGUCACGCCACUCUCGCUCGGGAUAGAGAUAGACGACGGUGACAUGUCCGUGGUGAUACCCAGGAACACUACCAUCCCCGGUAAGAUGGACGGGGGUUACACGACCAUCGUUGACAACCAGACUGGGGCACCUAUUCGCCCGUACGAGGGUGAAGGGGCUUUGACCAAGGACAACAGGCUUCUGGGCGUGUUCACGCUCACUGGCAUCCCUCCAGCGCCAAGAGGCGUGCCAAAUUUCAAAGUGACGUUCGAAAUCGAGGAAAACGGCGUUCUGAAGGUCGUGGCAAAGGACAGGGAGACCGGAAACAAGAACAGCAUCACCAUCGCCAGCGACAAGGGUGGGCUGAGCAAGUACGAGAUAGAUCGUAUGGUGCGUGAUGCUAACAAGUGCAAGUCUGAGGAGAAGAAGCAGAUGAAGAACGUGAAGGAGGAACGCGGAUAG